Molecule: messenger RNA, 1092 nt
Organism: Protobothrops mucrosquamatus (brown spotted pit viper)
Lineage: Eukaryota; Metazoa; Chordata; Lepidosauria; Squamata; Viperidae
Product: homeobox protein Hox-A2-like
Exons: 2
Coding region: 1-1092 (363 amino acids)
Biological process (GO): regulation of DNA-templated transcription
Molecular function (GO): DNA-binding transcription factor activity, RNA polymerase II-specific; DNA binding
Source: RefSeq, a predicted model, not a curated record
AUGAAUUUCGAAAUUGAGCGAGAGAUUGGCUUUAUCAAUAGUCAGCCAUCGCUCGCUGAGUGCCUGACAUCUUUUCCCCCUGUCGCUGAUACAUUUCAAAGUUCAUCAAUCAAGAAUUCGACGCUUUCAUACUCGACACUGAUUCCUCCUCCUCCUUCUGAGCAGACCAUCCCCAGCCUGAAACCGGGUAGCCGCCCCAAGCACAGCCCCAAUGGCAACAGCGGCAGCCCAGUGCCAGCCGGCGCCCUCCAGCCUCCGGAGUACCCCUGGAUGAAAGAGAAAAAGGCGUCCAAGAAAACCGCCCUGCCGCCGCUUGCCUCGGCCUCCGUCCCUGGACCAGCUUGCCUGAGCCACAAAGAAUCUCUGGAGAUCUCUGAAAAUGCUAAUGGGAGCUCCAGGAGGCUAAGGACUGCUUAUACCAACACACAGCUUUUGGAACUGGAGAAGGAAUUUCAUUUCAACAAGUACCUGUGUAGACCAAGGAGGGUGGAGAUCGCUGCUCUCCUAGAUCUGACGGAGAGGCAAAUCAAAGUCUGGUUUCAAAACAGGCGGAUGAAGCACAAGAGGCAGACCCAGUGCAAGGAGAAUCAGAAUAGCGAAGGGAAAUGCAAAGGUUUAGGGGACCCCGAGAAAGCCGAAGAGGAGAAAUCUCUUUUUGAGCAAGCCCUCAACGAAGUCUCAGGGGCUCUUUUGGACAGGGAAAGGCACCCUUUUCAACAGAAUGCCCUGGAUCAGCCACAGGCUCCUCCAAGCCUCCACAAUGGAGACUCCCAAACUUUUCCAGUUUUGACUUUAACCAGCAAUGAGAAAAAUCUCAAACAUUUUCAGCGCCAGUCACCCACUGUUCCCAAUUGCCCCUCAACAAUGGGCCAGAACUGUGCAGCUGCCGUGAACAAUGGCAGUCCGGAGGCCCUGGAAGCCUCUUCUUUGCAGGACUUCAGCGUUUUCUCCGCAGAUUCCUGCCUACAGCUUUCUGACGUCUCCCCCAGUUUGCCACCAUCCCUUGGCAGUCCUGUAGAUAUUUCAACUGACAACUUAGACUUUUUCACAGAUACGCUCACCACAAUUGACUUGCAGCACCUGAAUUAUUGA